AUGUCUAUUUCCAUUGCAGACUUCCCCCAGGUUUGGCAGAAGCCCUCGUCUGCAGAGCUUCUUGCAUCCCUCAAACGUCUUCAGGUCGACCCUCCAAUAUGGAGUCCUAGAACGUCGCGGAAAAUCAUUCUAGAGACCUACCAAAAUGCUGCUCAGUUUCGCCGAGAGGUUGCUGCCUAUUUGUCCAGCAUAAUCAAGAGUAAUCUCGGAUGGAUUCAAGAUGAGGAUGAGAAGGAGGCGCUCUGGGAUGAAGCAAGUCGUCGUCUCUCGGAGCGUUGUGGUAGAGCUGGCAUGGGUGAAAUUACACGAAGAUGGCCACUCGAGACGCAAGCUUCUUCUCCUUUCGAGUUGAUCAUUCGCGAACCUCCUAUUACUGGCGAUUGCCUUGGUUUGAAAACCUGGGGGUCCUCGUAUUUACUCGCGUGCUCGCUAGACAAGAUCGCGAAAGAGUCCUUGUCUCAUCUCAUCCAGCUAGGAGGCCUGAAUCAGUCAUUAGAUGUUCUCGAAUUAGGCUCAGGUACAGGGCUCUUGGGGAUGGCUGCUGCUGCCAUCUGGCAGACGAACGUAGUCUUGACCGACCUUCCAACCAUAGUACCAAAUCUCGCCCACAACGUCGAGAAGAACCGGUCCGCUAUCGAGACUUUGGGAGGGAGUGUCGAUUCGGGAGAUUUAACGUGGGGUUCUGAAGACGAUAGUGCUGAGCGAUUUGCUCAAAAGAAUCAGUUUAAAAUUGUUCUUGCCGCAGAUCCUCUCUAUGAUGAUGAUCACCCCGAGCUUCUAUCUUCCGCAAUUACCGACCACUUAAUGAAGGAGAAAGAUGCUAGGGUCGUUGUGAUGGUUCCUCAGAGAGAUUUGACCACCAAGAGAUUGAUGACGAAAUUCGUAUCUGCAAUGGAAGCCUCAAGUUUGAUGAUUCUGGAAGAACAUAUUCUACUCGGUCAGGACGAUUGGGACGAUGAUAAGGAGAAUUCGGAUAUAGAAUGUUGGUGGGCUGUAUUCGGGAGGCAAUGA
This is a messenger RNA of Hypoxylon trugodes, 1011 nucleotides long. RefSeq names its product putative methyltransferase-domain-containing protein. The record is from RefSeq and is a predicted model, not a curated record. Lineage: Eukaryota; Fungi; Ascomycota; Sordariomycetes; Xylariales; Hypoxylaceae. The coding region runs from base 1 to 1011 and encodes 336 amino acids. The transcript has 3 exons.